This is a messenger RNA of Fonticula alba, 7050 nucleotides long. RefSeq lists its product as hypothetical. The transcript has 5 exons. NCBI's taxonomy places the organism in Eukaryota, Rotosphaerida, Fonticulaceae. The record is from RefSeq and is a predicted model, not a curated record. Bases 1 to 7050 code for a protein of 2349 amino acids.
AUGCGCUGCGUGCCGGCCUGCCCGGUGGGCUACAAUGCCUCGGGCGCCGGGUGCAGCCCCUGCGGGGAGCACUGUUCCAGCUGCCCCGGUCAGCCGGACACCUGCACUCUAUGCGAGCGGGGCUGGCUGCUGGCCAGCCCGGACUGCGUAGCCGCGUGCCCGGCCGGGAGCUCGCCCCUGGGCGGGCUGUGCCCCACGUGCCAUGGCAGCUGCGCGACGUGCUACGGCCCGGGGCCGGAGCACUGCCUGACGUGCGAGGCGAGCACCCCGCUCCUGGUGGGCAACCACUGCUACUCGGAUUGUCCCCCAGGCACCUUCCAGAGGGAGGAAGCCUGUGUUCCCUGCAGCUUGUCCUGCGCCGCGUGCACCGGGCCGGAGCUGGAUCAGUGCACGGCCUGCACCGGGGACCGGUCCUUGAUGGAGGGCAUCUGUGUGCCCUCCUGCCCGGCGGGCCACUUUUCCGAGGACAACGUGUGCCAUGCCUGCGACGCGGCCUGCCGGACGUGCGAGGGCCCCGGGGCGUGCACAAGCUGCAAGCCCGGGGAGCUGCUUCAGCCGGGCGGCUCCUGCGGCACCUCCUGCCCGGGCGGCUGGAUGGGCUGCCCCGGCGCCGGGGAAUGCGUGGCCUGCCCGGAGCACUGCACCGCGUGCAUGGCGGACGGCCCGGCCUGCAAGCCCCUUUGCACUGGCUGCGCGGCCGGGCGCUUCCUCGCACGUGUGCUCUUCCGAUCUUGCCCGGAGCACUGCACCGCGUGCAUGGCGGACGGCCCGGCCUGCAAGCCCCUUUGCACUGGCUGCGCGGCCGGGCGCUUCCUCGCCGAUGGGGCCUGCGUGCUGGCCUGUCCGGAGGGCGAGUACGGGGCGCCCGGGGAUGCCGUUUGUCAGCCCUGUGGGCCCAGCUGCCGGAGCUGCUUCGAGUCUGCCGACCGGUGCACCGGCUGCCUCGGCGGGGUGCUGGACGCGGCCACCGGCACGUGCCUGUCCGCCUGCCCGGCGCGGUCGGCCCCAUUCGAGGGCGUGUGCCUGGUGUGCUCCGGCGGGUGCGAGCGCUGCGAGGCGGCGGCCACACAGCCCGGGUGCACCCUCGACCCGGCCGGGUCACUUGCCUGCCCGGAGGUGCUCGGCUGUGCGGCCUGCGAGCCCGGGCUCUUCCUGCUCGGCGGGGCGUCCUGCGUGGCCGAGUGCCCGGCCGGCACCUUCCCCGAUCAGGAGGCCUCCCCAUGGGCGUGUGCCGGCUGCCAUGCCGAAUGCAAGGCUUGCCUCGGCCCGGAGAAGGCCGACUGCCUGGAUGCCUCCGGGCCGCGGUCGUCGCGCAUCGGCCUGGCCGUGGGCUUGGCCGUGGGCCUGCUGCUGCUGCUGAUCCUGCUGAUCCUCCUGGUGUUGUUCUGCGUCCGCCGGCGCACCAAGGCCGGGCCCGCCGCCCCGAAGGACCUGGACGCCGAGGACGCCACCAUGCUGAACACCAUCGUGGAGCUGGCCCUGCCCGGGGCCAUCCUGGUGGGCGUGGACACGGACUUCCGGCCGCUGGACGAGACCCUCGGCGCCGGGACCCAAGCGAGUCCCCUGGCCGCCGGGGCCUGGCCUCUGAGCGAUGGGCUUGACCUCCAUGUGGAGGCCCUGUCCAUUGAUGGCCCGGCCGUGGGAUGGGCCCUCGACAUGACACACAAGCAGGUUUCCUUCUAUGGCGAAGUUGCCGAUGUCAAUGCCGCCGAUGAGCCGCGGCUGGGGGUCCAUUUCAGCUCCUCCGGCUUGAUGGCCUCCUUCGCCUGGACUGGUCCCGCCCCUGACCGGUGGCUGGCAGUGCCCACCCCCAGCGCGGUUCCCCUGCUGUUGGCCAUCUUUCCCGAUGGCAUCCAGGUGGUGGGGCCUGGCCAGUUUUCUCCCUACUCCCCGGGAGCGGGGUUCUCCACGCUUGCCGCCCUCCUCCAUGGCACCGAGCUCCGGGUUGUGGUCGCCGCUCCGGAUGGCACCCUGUCGCUGGUGACCCUGGGCCCUGGCAGCCCGAGCGCCGUGGAGCUGGGCCCACGGGACGGACUCCUGGCGCCGCGCGCGGUGCGCUUUUUGGACGCCACCGCCAUGACGCAAAGUGCGGUCAUCGAUAUUCAGGCCGCGGCGGCCGGCGUCCUGGCCAUGGCGCAUGUGCGGCUGACGGUCCGAAGCCCGACGGGCAGCAGCAAUGAGGCCCUGGCGGUGCUCCUCGACAAUGGCAUCCUAUGUGUGUGCAUCGGCUGGCAGGGGGCCCUCUGCACGGGCGGCCACGUGCAGGAGGAGCUUCCCUUCACCCUGACCCCGGGGAGCGAUGUGCGCUUCCUCAACCCGCCGGGGCUGGUGUCGGACCUGGCUCCGGAGCAUCUUUUCCUGUUCGACGGCACGGACAGCCUGUGGGCCAUCGAGGUGCUGCCCUCGGCGCAGGGCCCCGACAACUCGAGGCUCGACAUCACGCCGCUGCUGGUCCCCGGUGCGGCCGGCGACCUGGCCAGCUUGAGGAUGGUCCCCCUGAACUGGGGUCCGCCGCAGCACCUGUCCCUGAAAAUGGUCACCGCCAGGCGCCUGCUCCUCAACCAGGAGGACUUCAAGUGCGGCACCGAUCCCUCGAUUGCCUGCAGCUCCCGCGGCGAUGCCGAGCUCCAGCAUGGGCUUGGCUGGGCGUGUGCCUCGGGCCGGGUGCUGGCCCCGAACCACCCCUCGGGGGCCCUGUGCGCCGGCUGCUCCGAUGGCCUCACCACUGAGCUGACUUCCACGACGACCGUGUCCUGUGUGGCUUGCGGCAUGCCCGACUGCCGGGUGUGCAGCUUGUCCGGCUGCCUUGUCUGUGCACCGGGGUUCCUCCUGGCACAUGGCACUUGCGUGAGCCAGUGCCCCCCUCCGUCGACUCGCGCCGGGGAUCGCUGCCUGGGGCCGGGCCCCGAGCAGCCGCUGGCCCUGGCAGCCACCCGGAGCCCGGUGACCGUGGAUGGCAUGCCCCUGCAGCAGGCAAUUGGCCCCAUCGCGCGGACACACAUGCGCCCGGGCCCCGACGGCCAGGUGGUCAUCACGGCCGGCUCGCUGGCCUUGCGCCAGUGGCUGCUGCUGGUGCCUUCGGCGGGCGCCACGCCCGCCAGGCUGGCCACCCUGCAGCCGACCGGCGAGCUGCUGGUCGACCAGUCGCCCGGGCUGGCCCUGCCGGUGGCCCAGCUCCACAGCUACCUGGAGCUCGGGCCGAUGGUGGCCGAUGGCGUGACCUGGCUCUUUGGGGUGGGCUGCUCCCAGGCCGGCGUCCUGACCAUCACGCGCUUCGAGUGCCGGCUCCCCUCGUCGUCCGACUCGCAGGCCGCCAGCCAGUCGACCAGCCACGAGGGCGAGCCGCAUUGCGUCGUGUCCAUCGGGCCGCCGGAGCCGCUUCUCUCGGGCGGGAGCAGCGUUUGCCGGGUGCUGGCGCCCCUCGGCGACCGGGGCCAAAUGGCCAGCAUCCAGAUGCACGAUUCACAGGACCGGAUUUCCAUCUACACCAUCACGCUCAAUCCCCUUGUGCCGGCCGGCUACCGGGUGUCGAUGCUUUUGCAUGGGACCUCGCCGCCGGCCAUCUUCCCGCUGCCUGCUUCGUGGUCGUCGCCCGGCGACCCGUGGCUGCUGGAAGCCGGCGGCACCGGCACCGCCCUCAAUCCCCUGCGGCUGCGCCACAGUGUUGACCCGCGCGCCAUGCUCCCGUGGGAGCACUCGGCCCCCGGCCCGGGCCUGGACCCGGCCCAGUUCGCCACGCACCGUCGGCCGGUUGUCCUCCCGACGCCGGGCCGCGGUCCGGAUCAUCCCAAUGAGGUGCUCCUGUCCGGGGUCUACCCGGGCCCGGGGCAUUUGGUGUGGGACGCGCAGCACAUCCCCCUCGGGUCGCAUGCCCAUGCGCGGACGCGAGACCUGCCCACGUAUGUCACCCUGCUGGGGGCCAUCCCCGGGGCCGGUGUGCCCGGUCCGGGGCCGGAGUAUGCCCUCCUGGGGGUGGAGCUGCCCGAGCAGGCGGACCACCCGGCGGCCCUGGUCCUGGUGACGUCCAGCCACCUGGCCAUCGCCCGGCUGCAUUGCCCGGCGGAUUUGGCCCCCGAGUGCUUCCUGCUCCGGGCCACCGUGCAGGCCUUGGGCCCGGGCGUCGGGCCGCUGGCCGGCCCGCAGCAUGCGGUGGCCGUGGCGCUGCCGGCCCCGGGGCCCGGUGCCGGGGCCCUGUCCCCGGGGGCCCGGGCCGGCGAUGGUCCUGCCGACCCCCCGGCCGUGGGGUUCCUGCUGGCCGGGGUGGGCCUGGAUGGGCCGCUGCUGGUGACCCUGGGCGCGGUCGAGUGCUCGCCCGGGGAGUAUGGCCCGGCCUGCGAGCCAUGCGAUGCGGCCUGCGCCGAAUGCACCGGCCCGGGCCCGGACGCCUGUGUCGCCUGCUUCCUGUCGCUGCCGGACGAUCCGGGCGCCUGCGUGGCCGAGUGUCCGACCGGCACGGUGCCGGGCCCCGGCGGCGGGGUGUGCGUCUGCGCGGCGGCCGGCUGCUCCGGCUGCCAGGGCACCGGCCCGGCCGGCGCGUACGAGUGCUCGGCCUGCGCCGUGGGCUUCGCGCCGGAUCCCCUGCCGGGGGUGGCCUGCUCGCCCUGCCACCAUGCGUGCGACGGCUGCUCGAAGCCCGACAGCCCGUUCUUUUGCCACGCCUGCGCCGGGGCCUUCUUCCUGGUCCCCGACGGGGGCGGCUGCCAGGCCGACUGUCCGGAUGGCACGUGGAAGAACCCCGCCAACCAUCGGUGCAGCAGGUGCAUCGACAACUGCCAAAGGUGCACCUCGGCCGAUGUGUGCGAGGCAUGCUACCCGCGGGCCAUCCUGGCCCCGGACCAGCGCGCCUGCCGCGCCUGCCAUCCCUCCUGCCUGACCUGCACGCCGGACGGCAGCUGCGACACCUGCCAGCCGGGGCUGGUGUUCUUGGAGCCGGAUGGGCCGGGCGGCUCCCUGUGCGGGAAUGUCUGCCCGCCGGGCGAGCAUGUCGGCACCGACCGGUGCAUGGCCUGCCACGGGGCGUGUGCCCUGUGUUCCGGGCCCGGCAGCACCCAGUGCCAGGUGUGCGCCGCCGGGUACCGGUGGGCCGGGCUCGCCCCGCGCCCCGGGGCCGCCGGCGAGUGUGUCGCCUGCCCGCCGGGCUGCGCCUCGUGCGACAUGUCGGACCGGUGCCUUUCCUGCCUGGCGGGCUACUUCCUGGCGCCGGGGGCCACCUGUGGGCAGGCCUGCCCGGCCGGGCACUUCGCCGACCUGGCCGACGGGUCGUGCCAGGCGUGCGACAUCUCCUGUGCCACCUGCACCGGGCCGGAUGCCGACCAGUGUGACAGCUGCCCGCCGGGGCUGGGCCUGGCCCCGGUGGUGGCCGGUCUGGCCGGGGCCUGUGUGUCCGGCUGCCCGGCCGGGCACUACCGGGACCCGGUGUCCGGGGGGUGUGCCCCCUGCGACGCGGCCUGCGCCGCUUGCAAUGGCCCCAGCGACCAGGACUGCUGGAGCUGCCCCCCGGGGCUGGCCGAUGUCCUGCAGGAUGGUGCAUGCGUGCUGGCCUGCGCCGGGGGCCAUGUGGCCGUGGCGCGCCGGUGCCUGCCCUGCCACGGGACCUGCCGCGAGUGCACCGGCACCCGGAGCACCGACUGCACCGACUGCCCGAGUCACCUGCUGGCCCUGCCGAUGGGGGCCCCCUCGGCCGGGCGCUGUGUGGCCGGCUGCCCGGUGGGCUACCACUGGCAGCCGGGCGGGUGUGCCCGGUGUGCCGACCAGUGCAGCAGCUGCCCGGCCAGCCCGACCGCCUGCACCCUCUGCGACCGGGGCUGGCUGCUGCAGGGGCCCGGCUGUGUCAGCCAGUGCUCGCGCGGGUUGCUGCCGCUGAAUGGCCAGUGCACCGUUUGCCAUGGCACCUGCGGCACCUGCUUCGGCCCGGCGGCCGACCAGUGUGCCAGCUGCCCCGAGGGGUCGGGGCUCCGGCUGCACGGGGGGGCCUGCGUCGCGGCCUGCCCGGCCGGGACCUUCACCGAGGCGGCCACCUGCCUGCCAUGCGAUGGGACAUGUGCCGAGUGCGCCGGGCCCGGGGCCCAGGGCUGCACGGCCUGCCCGCCGGGCCGGGUCCUGGCCACCUGGGGCGCCUGUCUGGAGGCCUGCCCGGCCGGGGAGUAUGCCACCGGGGGCGGCCUGCCCGGCCCCGGCGCCGGCACCUGCCGUGCCUGUGAUGGCAGCUGCGCCCGGUGCACCGGGCCCGGGUGGCAAGAGUGCACCGCCUGCCGGGGGGGCGACUUCCUGCACGCCGGGGCCUGCUUGGCGGCGUGCCCCGGGGGGCUGUUCGGCUGCCCGGGCACCGGCGGGUGCUCCGCCUGCCCGGAGCACUGCGCCGCCUGCCGGCCGGCAAGCGGCCCCCCCGGCGGCCCGCCCUGCCAGGCCGAAUGCACUGCCUGCGCCCCGGGGUUCCACCUGUCGCCGGGGGCGUCGUCCUGCGUGGAGGCAUGCCCGCCGGGGGAGUUCCUCCCGGCCGGCGGCCAGGCCUGCCAGACCUGCGACCCGGCAUGCGCCUCCUGCGUCGAGAGGGCGGACAAUUGCACGGCCUGCGCCCGGCCCGGGGCCUGGCUGGACCUCGGCUCGGGCAUGUGCUCUGGGGCCUGUGCCGGCGGCGGCGUUGCCCCGGUGGAUUUCGGCCCGGCCGCCCUGCCGCAGCGCGUGUGCCUGCCCUGCCCGUUGAAUUGCGAAGCCUGCCCGGUAGGUGGCCCUGCCGGCGGCGGCGGCGGCGGCGGCGGCUUGCCGCCCUGUGAGCUGGCCGCCUCCGGGCGGCUGGUCUGCCCGCCGAUCACCGGCUGCGCCCGCUGCCAGGCCGGCAUGCGCCUGAUGCCGGAAGGCCCCGCCUCCCCGGCCCAGUGUCUGUCCGUCUGCCCGGCCAGGUACUUCCCGGCUGCCGCCGCGUCGGGCGAGGUGUGCACCCCCUGCCAUGCCUCGUGCGAGCGGUGUGCCGGCCCGACGGCCGACGACUGCAUCGGCUCCCCGGGCCGCAGCCCGCGGCGUGACCUCGCCAUGCGCCCACCUCCAUACUGA